Lindgomyces ingoldianus is the source of this 1734-nucleotide messenger RNA. RefSeq lists its product as uncharacterized. Bases 1 to 1734 code for a protein of 577 amino acids. The transcript is spliced from 18 exons. The record is from RefSeq and is a predicted model, not a curated record. NCBI's taxonomy places the organism in Eukaryota, Fungi, Ascomycota, Dothideomycetes, Pleosporales, Lindgomycetaceae.
AUGCCUCGUUCGUGGAGCAGGAGUGACCCAAAUUGCCCCUUACGUGCUUCUACCUGCUUAGUCGGGUUAUAUCCUUUCAUAUUCUUUCGCCGCGAUUUCAAUGGUGGAAUAGCUGUGGCGCUCACUCUUCAUUUGCUCGGGCGGCAGAGCGCGGUAGCAACUCAGGUUUUGACAGUUUUGUUGCACGCACAUGCCGCGACAUGUUGUGAAAUGGGAGAGCUGAAGCUCGUGCGUGCGUACGUUGCUGCGGUGGUAUACUCUGCGAAGAAGGUAAAGCCGGUGUGGGGAGCAAAGAUGUUCUGUACGUCUGCCGAUGCCGAUCUGCGGAAGGGAGAGGGAGGGACAAGAGAGAUGCUUUGUGCUGCAUCGACGAGAGCAGGUACGGCCGAGUAUCUGGUCGAUCGAAUCAGCAGUCAGAACUUAAGCUCAGGGGGCGAAGUUCAUGUCAUCUAUUUCAGGAAAGAAGUUGGAAAUGGUGCCUUCCUGCAUCGGCGCCGCCUUGUUCUCGCUCUUACUAACAACGGUGUCUUCGGUCGUACCUCAUCCCCUGAGUUCCCGCAACCCUUAACUUCCACUGAGCACAGCUACUUUGGCCAGACCCCUAUAUCGCUUGGAGGCUUGCAUGAAUACCUAAACGCAGGCACUGCAGCCGCAGGAAGCAAUAGGCGAAGUUCUGACAUCCUCCUAGGGAGAAUCAGAGCACGUAAGUUGUGGAGCAUCAAUGAAGCUGAACGUUUCUCCUGUGAGAAAUUAGGCAAUACUGAAACCAAGUCAAUAGAAAGCGGCCGUUCUAUUCUCUGGCAAAAUAUUUCAGACUCGAAUACGACAAGCACCUCUCAUAGGGAUCAUAUCCUUGCCCACCAACAGGGGAACAUUGAUGGGGGUCUCCCAGAGGGUAUCGAUAAGUCUCGGCGGUUUUGUGCCACCUUUCAAGGGCGGAAACGGCAGACUUCCCUAGAGUUAGGGUCAAUUAAUAACAGGCUGGAUGAUAGACCUCCACCUCUGGAGCUGCACGAUGACCCCCAGUCUCAGAGAUGCACAGCGGCCUCGCCCAAUAGGGUCCAACAACAGUAUGAGUUGUCACCUAUUCCACGGCUAGUCGACAUACUAACCGCAUAUUUGCAUAUAUCCCAGCAGGGAGCCUGCAUGACAAGAGCUAGGACGAGCUAUAGUGUGACCUUUGUCGCCUUUGAGCGGUGUGUGUUUUGGGACAUUUUUGUUGCCCCCUUCCCGAUAACCCUCAAUUUUGAAACUCAUUUCUUUGUUCAUGGAAAGCCGGUGAGUGACUGUUCAGGGCAAAUGCUGGUACAUAGCAAAGCACACCCUUCGCAAGCAAUUACAGAAAUGAGUAACAUGUGGAAGCCCCUGUCUCACCAGAGUGCGGACAAUGGGGGCAAAUACCAAUCUAAGAAGGGGAAGGCGGUCAUAUUUGCUCGAGUAUUCCGGCCAACGAAAUGCAACCAAACCCUUUGUAUGAAUUUUAAUUUGUGCAUGCUUCAAAAUGCGCAUCCUGAAAGAGAAACGCAACCACGUUUGCGGCGCGGUACGGCUGGCCAGCUACAGAUAAACAAUCCUACCGAUUCGUUACCACAAGCCAAGCCGACAAGGAGCAUGUCAGACAGCAUUCGCUCUGCUGGGGGUUGCCAGCGAGGCUGUUGUAUAUCUCCCCAACACGCUCCCUUCGGUCGAUAUACCGGCUGGUAUUGGAGCCUCAUAUCUCCCUAUAGAUUUUAG